GCAGAAAAUCUUCAGACAUUCCGUCCCCUACUUCUCGUAAUCUUCAGUUCUCAGAGAAGAAGGAAGAUGAAGAGAAGGACGAUUUAUGCGUGCGGAGUAGCGAUUCUAAGCUUUGUUGUUCUGAUGAUCGUAACUCCCUCCAUUCCUCAAUCCCAAGAAUAUCACGAUUUCGCUGACCAACGCCAAUAUCUCGGCAUACCUAAUGCAUUGAAUGUGGUUUCAAACUUCCCAUUUCUUCUUAUUGGAGUCACUGGGCUUAUACUUUGCUACCGAAAUUACUUUAGGUUAAGCCUAGAAGGAGAAGUGUGGGGUUGGGCAUGUUUCUUUGUUGGUGUUGCUGCUGUUGCCUUCGGGUCCUCCUAUUAUCAUCUCAAGCCUAAUGAUGCUCGACUUGUUUGGGACCGCUUGCCUAUGACUAUCGCAUUCACGUCAAUUAUGGCCGUGUUCAUCAUUGAAAGAAUCGAUGAGAAGCGUGGGACCAUCUCUAUUGUACCUCUUAUUAUGGCGGGUAUAAUAAGCAUUUUAUAUUGGAGAUUGUUUGAUGAUCUCCGUCCAUAUGCACUGGUCCAGUUUGUUCCUUGUAUUGCUAUACCUGUGAUGGCUAUCAUACUGCCUCCAAUGUAUACACAUUCUACAUACUGGCUUUGGGCAGCAGGAUUCUAUCUGUUAGCUAAAGUGGAAGAAGCAGAGGAUGAACUGAUUUACAAAUGGACCCAUCAUAUUGUCAGUGGCCAUACCCUCAAGCAUUUAUGUGCUGCCUUGGUUCCUGUUUUCUUGACACUCAUGCUUGCCAAGAGGAGCAUCGUGUCCGAGAGGAUAAGUUUACUACAGACGUGGCGGAUUUCUUGGACAAAGGUUAAUGAAGGCCGAUUCAAGACCGAGAGUUCCAGCUGUGAGUACACGAGCGUUACAACAACAGAACCGCAAUAGUAGGUAACUAAAAUCACAAUCUACCAUCUAGCCACUAAAAACACUUAAGAUUUAUUUGAUGAAAAUAUAGCAGUCUUUCAAAGAUAUAACUCACCAGGUACAUGUAAUGACAUACUCUGAAAGCAGGUUCCUCGUGGACCUCUCUGUUGUAAAUAUCACAACUCAAAGUGGGGGAUUAACGGUUGAUAUUAGAGAAAUUGGGCCCUUGUAAUGUUUCUUCAAUUCAGAAAGGGAAAAUAAUGUAGGGGCAUUCGUGAAAGGCAAUUCUGUAGUUUCAAGCGAUGAUUCUUAUGUAAACCUGAAUGUUGAAUUAGAUAUUUAAAUUAAAGAAAUUGCUGGAAAAAUCUGAUGAUGCUCAUCAUAUCCACUUUAA
Molecule: messenger RNA, 1303 nt
Organism: Magnolia sinica
Lineage: Eukaryota; Viridiplantae; Streptophyta; Magnoliopsida; Magnoliales; Magnoliaceae
Exons: 7
Coding region: 67-930 (287 amino acids)
Biological process (GO): ceramide metabolic process
Cellular component (GO): membrane
Molecular function (GO): hydrolase activity, acting on carbon-nitrogen (but not peptide) bonds, in linear amides
Source: RefSeq, a predicted model, not a curated record